AUUCCCAGGAGCUCCACCCCUUGCCCAAGAUACCGGUGAAGAUGAAAUGUGGAUCAUAGAGUCGCCAGGCCAAGACAGGCAACCAGACCACCCCCAGACUCAAACAAAUCCACAACCGACAACCUGGGUGAUCACCAAGACCAACAAUAGACUGGCAUAG
This is a messenger RNA of Acaulospora colombiana, 160 nucleotides long. Lineage: Eukaryota; Fungi; Glomeromycota; Glomeromycetes; Diversisporales; Acaulosporaceae. The record is from the annotation of a GenBank genome assembly.